AGGGGGACGUGUACUCUCUCGACCAGUGCGUGCAGAUGGGGAGCUGGGCGCCUCGCUGGGUACUAGCGCUGGCUGUUGCGGCGGGGGUGCGCGCUGCGCCCUGGCGGUCAGGCGAUGGCGUCACGGGGUGCAGCGUGCGGGUGACGGGAGACCUGCCCGAGCCGCAGCCCUUGCUGCUGGAGCCGCGGGGCAGCCCCGACGUGUUCGGCUUCAAGCUGCCUGCGCUGCCCGGCAACACGCUGCUCUUCCGGCGCGGCGAGGAGGUGGCGCUCUCCUGCGUCGGCGCCACGAACCACGUGACCGCGCUCGCCGCCUGCGCGCAGGACACCACCUUCGUGGUCGCCGGCGCGCGGCGCAACUUCUCCGAGCUGGCCUGCGAGCAGUACCCCUUCCACACGGCGCGCAGGACCGGCGCCCUCUGCAACGCGGGGCGCGCCACGGAGAUUGAGAUAGGCUUCUCGCUCGGUGCGAGGUUCUACCGGCUGCUGGAAGUGUGCUUCGACGAGGCGCUGCUCUCGCCCGUCUACACGAGGUUCCUCAUGGUGGCACAGAUCCGCAACUACCAGUCCCGCUUCCCGCGGCCCGCCUGGACCACCGGCGACUUCUACCGCGGCGUGUCGCCCAACUCGCGCUACGUGCGCAACCAACAGAUCGCCACCGUCGGCGAGAUCCUGGGCGACGUGGCGCUGGCGGAGAAGUACAUCUCGCGCAGCUCGGACUACUUCCUGGCGCGGGGCCACCUCGCCGCCAAGGUGGACUUCUUGUACGGCGCCCAGCAGCGCGCCACCUUCUACUACGUGAACGCCGCUCCACAGUGGCAGACCUUCAACGGCGGCAACUGGGAGCGCCUGGAGUCGAGCGUGCGCGCGUACGCGACGCUCACCGCCUCGGACCUGGUGGUGUACACGGGCGUGCACGGCGUCUCGACGCUGCCCGACGCGGCCGGCGUCCAGCGGGAGCUAUACCUGCACGUGGACGAGAACGGUAACCGCGGCAUGCCGGUGCCACGGCUGUACUGGAAGGCCGUGUACAACCCGCGCACCAGGGCUGGCGCGGUCUUCCUCGGCGUCAACAAUCCAUACGAGGCGAGCCCUGGCGCCGACUACUUCCUCUGCAGGGACGUGAGCGGCAGGAUGCCCUGGCUGCUGUGGAGCCCCGACAACCAGACCCUCGGCUUCGCGUACGCCUGCGAGGUGGACGACUUCCGGAGGGCGGUGCCCGUGCUGCCCUGGUUCCCGGUCGACUCGCUGCUCGAGUGACCACUCGCUGCUCGACUCUUCUUCGGAGCUCCAUCACUCGCUUGCCAGAUUGUAACGCCCCUCGUACCUCAAAAUUAAAUUAUUUUAAUUUUAUAAGAAAAAAACCUUGGAAACUGCUGGGCAAAAUAUUAAGAAGAAUAAAGUUAUUUACCAUAGGGGGCACGAGGUGGUGAACAAGACAAAUUUAGACUCCCUGCACACAAGUAACUUGGGAGCUAGAAGACCGUUAAAUAGAGUAAGGUAUAUAAUAAAUAAACACUUCAUAAGUAGCCUGGUCUAUAGGUUUCCAUGGUUUAUUUGAUUAGGUUUUGUUUUGGCAUAGUUUCUAUAUCACAAUAAAAGGUCUUAGCAAGUAACAAAAAGGAGGGCCGGCCCGAAAUUAUUUAAACAUAUUUAUAUUAUAUUAAUUAAACAUCGUCACAGAACAAAAAUUGAAACAUUCGACCUUAUUAGAUUCUUUCGAUGAUUACAUAAAUAACAGUCUCAUUGAUUUUACAUAUUAAAGUCGAUUAAGUUCUUAAGGCAC
Molecule: messenger RNA, 1785 nt
Organism: Bacillus rossius redtenbacheri
Lineage: Eukaryota; Metazoa; Arthropoda; Insecta; Phasmatodea; Bacillidae
Exons: 3
Coding region: 36-1259 (407 amino acids)
Biological process (GO): apoptotic DNA fragmentation
Cellular component (GO): nucleus; mitochondrial inner membrane
Molecular function (GO): single-stranded DNA endonuclease activity; nucleic acid binding; metal ion binding
Source: RefSeq, a predicted model, not a curated record